GGGUGGGGUCUGGGCAUGAAAGUGGGAUCACCUUUCUCCCUAGCAGAGGGGCGGGGUCUGGGGAACGAGACUAUACCAUGGCCGCCUAUGACACUCCCGAGUAUAUUGCUGUUAAAAGACAUUUGGUAGCUCUUAAAGAUGCUGUGAUCAGAGGUGAGAUACCCGCUGUCCUCUUCCAAGAAGACGUUAUCUCCGAAGAUGCCUUCUGCAAAGCUACCAACACUGGUCUGGGUCGGGACGAGCGAGGCAAUUCUAUAAUAAAAGAAGUGUUGCAGUCUCUGCGCUUAAAUUCUGGUGUAUUCGACAAGUUAUGUGAUGCUCUAUCCAACGAUAAAUGUACGAAAGGUAUCGCCGACGAGAUGCGAGCCACACAUAUUAAAUUAAAGGAGAGUUCAGACAAACAAGACACAGAGGAGUUUGAAAAGUUAAGGAGACAACUUGAAGCCUUCAGCCUAACAUUGGACUCAGCCAGUGACUCGACUGAGCUAUCUGUAAUCAAUUGCUUCAAACAUGCAAUCCAACUAUACAUCAAAACAGGUUUAAGGGCCGAUAUAGAGACUUGUCAAGUGAAGAAUGAUAUUGAAAAGCUUUGCCGUCUUCAUCUUGUCAUUCCGACGGCAUUAUGGCGUUGGUCAAUGGAACAAGUAGAAAAAGCUGCUGAAAAGCUUGCUACUGAGCGUAGUUAUGUUCCAAAACCCCUAGUAACGAAGGACACUCCUCCACCGUCACUAUUCUCGAAAGAUACCCUAUAUCACGCUUGCCUCUGCUGUGAAGCAAUAUCAAGCUCUAAAAGUAGUUCUCUGUCCUUUUUUGAAAGCAAGAGACCACAGCACAGUCUCACAGAGGUUUCAUUUUCUCAAGUUAGGGACGACGUCGUCACACCCUACCUUAUUGCUAAACAAAAGGAUGUGUUAUAUGUUGCAUUUCGAAGUUAUUUAUCUAUUUCUGAAUGGACUAAGUCUGCUUCAUCUUUUGAAGAAGGACUACGGCAGCAAAGUGUUCAAAUUCCCCUUCGUUUCUUCACGGAUGAGCUUAUUAACAACAAGAAAAUUGUUUUCACUGGGUUUUCCUUUGGCGGGAUACUGGCCUGCUGUGUGAGUGCUCGGUUGUGGCAUAGCACAAUUGACAGAGAAGCUCUGUCGCAACGGGUUAUCUGCAUCACCUUUGGGCAACCAUUCCUACAAAUUAAGAUGGUGGAGGAAGAAGAUGCAAUUUGUCCACAGUUCAUGGAGUCCAUUCACUCUGUGUUCAAUAAAAAAGAUAUUGUUCCAUUGCUGUUUAGCUUUCUGAAUGUAGAUGAGAGCAAACACCCUAAUGUGUCACCUGGUGUAUUCCGUAAAACUAAAGCACUUGUCGGACCGGAUGAUGCAAUUCCAAAACCUACUUUUUCACCCAAAGUGGGUGGCUUCUUUCAUAUCCCAUUUAUAAAGACCUUUCUUCAAAAUCUUGCUGUUCUUCAAACAUUCCAUCCCCAAUCACGGGUAACGCAAAAAAUGAGAGGAGCAAUAAAUGAAUUAAGUGAUACAUUGAGAAGAAUUGUUACAUGUCAAGAAGCAGUAACUCUUUAUGGAAAUUGCUAUGUAAUGUCUCAUGAGAGCAGGGACCAAGGGCUGUCAUGGCAACAACAGGCAAAACAACUUGCUGCAAUUGAGUUAAACCAACAUCCACAGUUUGUGGCCGAUCAACUGAAUGAAAGGAUUUUUGAAGAGCACACAGCUGGUUGUUACAUGGUGAAAAUUACUCGAAGCUACCUGGAAAAGCAAGAAAAAUAUAAGCUGCCCAAUCAAGGUCAAGCUACGAAUAUGGUUACUGAAGUUGAUGCUCUGAAACCAAAAGUGAACGGCAUUCAGAUACAUGAAUAUCCAAGUGAAAGAGUUAUAAUAGUGCAAGGAGAAAACUUGUGGUUUUCAUACAAGGUUUGUCUGGAUGAGAAGGGACCAAACCAAAGGGAAUUUAGUGCAAUGGCAGAAGAUACGACACAAAACAUGAUUGAAUUUCGAAGUGACAUCGACAAAGGUCCAGAUAUUGAUGCAAGUAAGCAAGUGAAAUUGGCACUCUUCACUCAUUUUGCAAAUCCUAUUCGUCAGUCCGUGAAUGCUCUCCAGGAACCACAUGAAUUCUCUCCAAGACAGAUGCAAAUGGCAAAGUAUACACCAAGCCAGGUAAUUAAACUGGCAUACAUUUGUGCUCUGCUAGAACAGAAAGGACAAAGUGGACAAUCAAAGCGUUUGAAAGCAAUUGCAUCUUUUCUUAAUCAAGCAGUAAAGGUUGUUCCACUUGAAAGUGUUUUUAGAGCUAUUGCAUAUCAAAAGCAUGAGAUUGCAUUGGAGUGUGCUGAAGCUCUAAGGAAAAGGAAGUUAAACCUGCACACAUCGCAACUAAUGAUCAUGGGAGCAUUGAAGGCUUUCAUCCGUGCUUAUUCUGGUUAUGAGGGUGAGUUAAUAGAUCAACUUUUUGUCCCGCCUGUACUACCUUUUCACCGCGUGCUGCUAGUGGCAAAAAUGUGGCUUCAGUCAAUUCAAGGGCAAGGGGGUCAGACCCCUUCACAACAGCUACCUAUGCAGUCCAUACCUUUACAAUUUGGGGUAUUCCGAAGUACUAUUCCACCACAACACCUGCAUCCGUCACAAAAGAGAUCUGUGCCUUCGGAUACAAGAACGGGAAGCUCAUCUACUCCUCAGAAAAGGAAUCAAUCUAUCAAAUACUCUGAAGCUGUUGUAGCCACAAAGUCUAAGGAGGAUCACAGUGAACAGCAAAAAAGUUCUCAAAUGCAGGCUGCCCAGAUAAUGGCUGUGCCCUUCCCAUUUCCCGUUUUUGUUGAUCCACAAUUACAUCCAUCCCGUGUUCAAUUUCCUUUACACAUUGUGAAAUUUCUUGCUGUGUGUUUACAUGGGCUGAUGGAACAAACUGAGACACAUCAAUGUUUUGAAUUUGGAAAGGACCUGCGUGUGGUAACCAGAGCAAAUAUAUGUGAGGUUUAUUCUGUAUCGCCAAGAAAAUAUGGAAAGUCCACCGCACAUUUUCGGUCACCGCUACAAGUGCUAAGUGAUGGUUUGAAAAAGAUAGCUACCUACACAGACAUCAUGGAAGGUGACCACGCAUCACCGGGAGCCACAUUACCUAAUGAACAGAUGCUCAAGCUUCUUGACGAGAUAUUCAAAGAAGAUGUUGCUGUGUGUGCCUCUCUCUUGGGGGCAUUCAUGGAACAACAGAUUCGCAUUCCUCUGAUACACACAGCCAAGACCACAGCCGAAACAUUGUCUUCAAACACUGCCCCAGUUGCGGUGGGAGUGUGGGCACUUUUCAGCCAGAAUUGUGAUACCCUUAAAGCAAAACUUGAGAGCAAUAACCAGAGCAAGCUUAUUGUUGAAAUCAGAGAAUAUAUAAAAGGUAUUAGCCAGCAACUUCCUGAUAAUGAGGACAGAAUGUAUGCUGGCAAGCUUCAGUUUCUGUUGCAAGGGAUACAACAAAUAGUUACCGCCAGUAACCAAUAUAUCAGUUAUUCAUUGGAGCAUCAGCUCUGCCGAAAUCUAAAAUUUGAAAAAUCUAUUUCUCUCGGGAGUCUAAUUGAUCGGUGGGAUGCGAUUUUUGAAAAUGAUGCUUUGUCACUCAUUGGAGAGUCUCACCGGCCUCUAGUAGCUCGCUGGCUAAAGUGGACCAUUCUAGUCCAUGACCUACGUGAAACACUUGCUCAAUACACAUCCAUUGGAGUAACAGGGCUCGUUAACUCGGGAAAGUCAUUGCUCGUAAGGAAACUCUUCAAAAUUGAGUCUGUCAAGGUUGGAACCCGAGCCGUGAAACGCACAACUGUACCUCUGAUCUACAAUCUGGAAGAUACCAUUGAUGGCCUCGAUGUAAUUGACUUCCCAGGAGUUGAUGAUGGAGACCACACUGUGCCUGAACUGGCUGAUCUCUUGCUUUCCAUUGCUCAAAUUGUGGUCUUUGUUGUAGACUUCCGGAGAUGUUUUACUGAUCCUGUGAAGACAUGGCUACAAGCACUUACAAAGAAUGGUGUUGCAUUGCACAUUUGCCUUACUCAUGCGGACCUUCUCUAUUCUGAGUGCAAAGCAGAAGGAAAGCUAGGCAGCAUUGCUGGGGAAUUAAAGGUACGUAUGUACGUACGUAUAUGUCUCCUGAUCAAAUAAUGUGCAUGUAAUAAUUCAUAUAUGCAGCGUAUUCAAAACCAUUUCAAUCUCGAUCCACACCGUACACGAGAUGUAACUUUCUACUCAUUUGAUCACCCAUCUGAUCUCAGCACCGAAGAGCUAAAAGAAUACGGCAUUAACUCUGUUGUGGACGUGGGUGAUUGGCUCAUACGUGUUCUGAGACACAGGUUUAAACAUGAUACACUUGCUGAAAAACUGAAACUAUUUUUAGAAAUGUAAAUCUUUUUUGUAUAAAACUCUAUCGGUUACUGUGUAUAAAAUUCAUUAAUCUGUGUUAUACCAUGGUGUGUUGUCGUAAGCAUAAAACAUGUUGUAACUGCAAAGAAGAGCCUCUGCUUGAUAUUGUUUUCACACUGAGUGUUUUUAUAGUAUGUGCAGUGCCCUCACGUACAGAUAAUUAGAGCUACGGUAGAUGCACUAUAGGGAUGGCACGGGUCAAAUCUCACAUGUUCCUCAUACAAAAUGCCUCAAAACUCAGCGAGAAUGACUCGCUAUGGUUUUAAAACUCACUAGCAAUAGUCUACG
This is a messenger RNA of Geodia barretti, 4691 nucleotides long. NCBI's taxonomy places the organism in Eukaryota, Metazoa, Porifera, Demospongiae, Tetractinellida, Geodiidae. The record is from the annotation of a GenBank genome assembly.